Molecule: messenger RNA, 8955 nt
Organism: Besnoitia besnoiti
Lineage: Eukaryota; Apicomplexa; Conoidasida; Eucoccidiorida; Sarcocystidae
Exons: 4
Coding region: 1-8955 (2984 amino acids)
Source: RefSeq, a predicted model, not a curated record
AUGAUGGCAUGCCGACGAGCCGGGGUGCCGACCGGAUCUUCUCUGCUGUUGUACGCAUCUGCUGCUGGUCUGACGCAGGCCUGCGGCUUGUCCGCAUCUGGUUCUUUCCCGGGACGCGGUCUACCGGCGAGCCAAGAAAUGGCUUCAGAAGCUGCGUACGUUGACUCGGCUGCCGUGGCACUCUCUGAGAGACCUGCUGACAAUGCUGGCGGCAGCGAGGGCGCCACCGGCGCCUUCGCUACGCCACGAGAGGCUCGGCGUUUUGCGGAGUCCGGCACGACCGCACUCAACGAACCCGACGAAGACACCUUUCCACCAGAAGGAGCUCGAAGGGCUCCAGCGUCUCGUGGAGCUGCGGAACCCGCCUGCUCUGACUGUGUCGCAGACUCUGAAGGGGCUGCGACGGGCGCGGAAGGCGGCGCAGACUACAUCAUGAGUGAAAAGAGAAAACUGUGGCGCAGAGGGUUCUCUCGGGCUGCGUGCGACAGCGCCCAAGCGAUCGAAGAACGAGAGUUAGGUGCGUUCACGGAUUUUGGCGAUGCCUGCUCGUCCUCCGCUCUGUCACGCACCACGAUGAAUGCAGUUCCCAAUGUUAUGAGUGGACAAGCAGGCACGCGAGAAGAGAUCCCCAGGGCUGCAGUUACACCCUGCUCAGAGAUCGAAACGAACCAUGCGGCGACAUGCAGGCGUCUCAGUCUUCCUGCCGCCUCCAGAAUCGAACACAGAAGGACAGUUGCCUGUGCGCGUGCUUCGCCGUCCCCGAUGCCCCUGGCGAGCGCAGCUUCCCCCGACGUCGGACCCCGCGAUCGGCCGGCGCAGGACCCAGCCUCUGCGGCAUUCUCUCUGGGAAUGACCGCAGGUGUCUACGGUGCCGCGGCGGCGCCGGAGCCCGCGGCUGAUGCAGGCGAAAGUGGCAUCCGCGGGCGCUUGGGCGGCGCCGGAAAGGGGCGUUCACCGCUCGCCCACCAGUACGUAGCCGGACCCGAGCAGGGCGGAGCCGACGGCAGCGGGUCGUCGCGCGAGGAGGGCGUGCCUUGGGAAGGCAGGAAGCGAGUCGAGCCUCCUCCUCAAAAUCGGCGGUCUUCGCGUGUCGCCCUUUCUGCGGUCGACGACACGACGCCGCCGCAGUCGUUGGCCUGGUGGAAAGUGUGUUGGCUGCACGCAGCUGGACAAGAGAGUGGACUGCUGGGCGCGCCCUUCCCUCAGCCGCAGUCGGCGGCUUGGCCAGUCAACCCACGAGGCGAGUCUGAACGCAGCCCCGCACCCGCGAGGGCCGCCGCGUUGUCUUCCCGCGAAGCCGAAAGCGCCGCGGCUGCGGCUGGCGUGUGGGGAGGUGGCUCCCAGCGCGAGUGUGCGGCUGGAGGGGGGGCGGCGUGCCGCGCGGAGGGCGCGGCCUGCUGGGGACGCAGCGAGGGCGCGCGAGAACCCGACGCGAGAGAGCUGGAAGAAGAGGUGCGCGAGGACUGCGCGCCUGCGUUGCCCUGCGUCAACACAUAUGAGGAAGAUGAGGGCGACUAUCCCCCCGUCCCUUUCUGCUUUUCUGAGCCGUCGGCGCGGCGCGCGGGCGAGCGGGCGGGCGAGCCGCGCGACUUGUCCCCCGAGGCGCGGCGGUCGCUCUCGCCCCCCUCGCGGUGGCGGCAGCACGUCCAGGACCAACUGAGUCUCGAAAUUCCUCCCCCAGAGUGGCUGCGCGACCCGCGCUCGCGGACGACACAUGGCGGUCACGCCUCCGACACCCCAACCUCUGGAGCCUCGCCCUGGAGCGGCAGGCCGCCGUGUAGCGUGGGAGCAGGUUGCUUCUGUGCGGGCGACUCCGCGGCGUUGGAGACGACUCAUGGGCUCCAGAAACGGCGGCGGGGGCGUUCUGCCAGCCGCGGCCGUCGCACGCAGGGCUCUCCCUUCUCACCCGGCGUGUCUGAGGGAGGAGGCGCCGCGGAUGGCGGCGGCGCCGAAGAACGUUUUCCAUUUCCGUCCCGGUUUCCGCUGCGGCCGGAUUCGUCUCGUCUGCCAGUCGCGAGUUGCCGCAGGGACCCCCUGGAGCCUCGCCCUGGCGCAGAGUCGUCAGGCCUUGCCGCCGGCGUCCCCGGAGAGGCUGGGAGACGGCGCGAAGGCCCUGGAGGCAGAGGCGCCCGAGGAGAGGGCGAAGACGCCAAAGGUUCUCCGCUCUGCAGAAAUCCCGGAGAUUCUGGCGCUUCGGCGCCUCUCUGGGCUUCUUUUCGAGCUUCUCGGCGCGCUGCCGACUGCGGCCGGCCGCUCGGAGAUAGAGAUGGGCCCCCGAUCACAGUCCGCGAUUUGGUCGCCCCGCGACUCUCGGAGUGUCUCUGCGCCUUUGAGGGGACGUGUCGCGCGUGCUCGCGAGCCAAGCAGGGGCCCUCGCCCCUUACGCAGAGUGCGUCGUCUGGGGCUCCUGCCUCGUCUGCGGCCGCUCGCCGCGAGCACGCGGCGGCGGCGUUCGCGGCUGCCGCGGAGGAGCUGCUCAUCGCUGAGGGCCUUCCGCCUGGCAGCUACACUCCGGCCGCGCUGGGAGCGCUGGGGACUGCGGACGUCUCGCUCGGCCUCAUCGAGCGCUUCCUCGGCAGUCUGCUCGGGGGUGACACGCGCCUGGGCAGCUUGACGGCUCCAGGCUUCCACCUCGCGUGGCUAGCGUACCAGUUUCUGCGGAAAACGGGAGCGAGCGGCUGGGCGCUUGUGCCGGCGCGGUCACCACUCCCGUCAAAGGGUCGAGUUUUGAGUGGCUCUGCCGGCUUGGCGUCGCUCGGCCCGCCGCACGCCACGCAGGGAAAGGGCGCGCGCGGCAGCUUCGGGGCCACGACUGGAGGGGCGGCUGGAGUGCACGCGGCGGCGGCAGCCGAGAGAGGAAAGAGGUCGCUGCCUUCAGGGGCAGGCAAGGGUGAGGCUGCCGCGAGGAGUGGAGGCCCUGCCCCUGUGGGGGGCAGCCUAAGCCGGUCCGCGGCCAGAGCGCCGCAGCUGAAGCAGCGAACGGCCUCAUUUCCUGUCGCGAAGGAGCCUCAGGACCCCAGGGGACAGAAAGAGCGCGCAGCUGCCGUCGCGUCUGUGUCAAAAAGCUUCGAGACACCGGCGGCGGGCGGCGGGAGGGCCCCGGGGGCGGUGAAGCUCAGCGAGGGAGCGGAGAAUGCCACGUCAGAAAAAGGAGGAAAAUGCAAAGGAGAGAGAACGGACGCGGAGCGGGAAGGCGGCGCGACGUCGAGCGACCGUAGCUUGAGUCUCAUGGAGCCCAACGGCGACGGCACGGGAACGAUAGAGGAUCGCAGCUGCCGCGUGGAGAGUCAGACAAAGCGAGAGGGGGACGUAUCGGCCGGAGACCUGCGUUCUGGAGAGGCAGGUGCGGUGAAAGAAGAAAGCGACGCGACUGAUAAGAAGGGCAGCAAGGGCCGCGGCGCCGCGAACCAUGGGAGGGCUGGAGCCCGGCGGCCGGAGACGAAGAAACCGUUCCCGCCCUGGCAGACAACCUACGGCUUCGCGGACAGCGAAUGGCCUCGGUUCAUUUGUGGAACUAUCGAUCGACGGUGGGCUCUGCAGCAGUGCAACUUGAGCGUGAGUGUCGACCUGGAUGCUUCCUCUUCGCCGCCUUCUCCCGCUGGGACCGCGCCGCCGGCUGCUUCGUCUGCGCGAGCCAGCAGCAGUCCUCCGCUGGCUCGCGGCUCUUCGCGCAAGAGUCCGCGUCGCUCCUCGUCCGUGUCUGCGCCUUCUCCGGCAUCCGCAGCUUCCAAGUCUGCCUCUUCGUACCCUUUUGCCGUCUCUGUUGCGGCGGCUCGUGCGGUGGAGGCUCGGGGCGACUACGGCGAAGGGCAGGGGGGGGGGGGAACGCCCUCGCUGGCGCCCAUCUCGCCCGCAGCCUCGCUGCCGUCUCUUCCAGCGGCGUCGCCUCCCGCCACGGCUGAGUCGCCGCUGCCUUCCCAAUUCCAAUCGCAUUCUGCCGACGAGUCGCCGCCGCGAAAUCCGUCUCUACGGUCUCCUCUGCCGGCGCCCGGUCUCGCGGCGCAGACCCUCGCUUCUUCCGCCGCCAGGCCUGGCGCUGUGGCCGCUGCUGCCUCCGCAGACGCGCCUCAAGCGGAGAAGCGCCAGGGCGCGGCGAAGGGCGGCGAGAGAAAGAAAGGAAAGACGCAGACGCAUGGCAGCGCCGCAGGGGGAGGGGCUCGGAGCGCAGCCCACACGCCGUCGAGUCCUUGCUACGAGGUUGCCGUUCAGUUCGAAGAAUUCCCGUACUCCGCAGCCGAGUGGAUGUGGCCCCAGGCAAUCCGCUUGCCCACUGCUUUGAAACCCGGUCUCGAAAUCCAAGUUGCGAUCGAGGUGCGCGGACGCUUUGCUCUCUGGUGGGCGGACGCAACCGUGGAGGGCGUGUCGGGGAGCGAACUGUCCUGCCGCCUCAGAGCGGCGGGUCGGCCUCCGUCGUCGCCUUCCUCAGAGAGGAAAUCGCGGGACGGGCCUGCUUCGUCUCCAGGGCGAAACGCAGGCGAGGCACGCGGCGUCUGCGGCGCGGCUGGCGAGCCGACGGGCGGAGCUCUGUCUCCCACGUCCAAUUGCAGGAAAAGAGAUAGGGCGGCCGCAGCCCACCAAGGCGACCCACAGACCCCGCCCUCUUCGACUGCUUCGCCGCGGGUGAAGACUGAAAGCAGCGACGAGGCUGUGCAGUCACGCGCGCAAGGCGGGAGAGGUGAGGAGGAUCCUGAAGAAGCGUGCAGAGACGCCAAAGAGGCAAGCCUUGGGUCGACGACACAGUCGCCGAAGAAGGAGAACGCGGCGGAAAAGGACAACAGGCCCCAGCGAGCGCGCGAGGAGGGGCAUGGCGCGGCGCCUUCGCCGCAGCGGCUGAGAAACGCAGGGCUCGAUGCCCCCGCGGGAAGGCCGCUCAGCUCCGCCGCCCCCAGCACUGUUUCGGGCUGUCACGGAGAGGCGCAACCCUGUGACGAAGCGGGAGUGCAUGCGGAGGAAGCGGAGAACGGAAGCACAGGAGCCACGCGAGUCACGAAAGAGAAUGAGGGAUCGCGAGAGGACGAUGCGUCGGGAAGAUGUCUCAAGAGAGCAAAGCUCGAGCCCGCCGCUGGCGGGCGUGCUGACCGGUCUUCGGAUGCGCCGCGAGAGCCGAUGGCGCGCUCCUGCGGUCCAUCCAUCGAUACACACGAUCAGGGAGAUGGAGAGAGGGGAGAAAAAGACGGGUAUGACCAACAGGGACAAACAGGUACAAGAACCCACUCGUCUUCGAGGUGCGCGAAAUCCACGGGGACGAACAAAACGCCAGGGUCGCGUGGCAGACCGGCGAAGACCGCUGGAGCCCGAGGGGCCUUCCUGGAACGGCUGAAGAGCUCGCACACGUACCAGAUUCGCCACUUCGCCGCGCCACAAGUUCCUGUCGCGGCGCCGCUGCCGCACAGUUGGCGGCUGCGGCCGCGACCGCUGAACCCCGACACCGACUUGCACCCUGGCGCCGUUCUCUGCGUCUCGGCAUCCGCGGCUUCGCUGUUUCUGGGGCUCCCGUCGCAUCACCAGCACUCUCAGCAGCCCUCGCCGCCGUAUUUCAUGCGCGAUGCCGUUGUCCACCGCGUCUUCUUCGGUACCAGUCGCCCCUCGAAUGUCCGCGCGGGGCGUGCCGAGGAGGCGACGGGUCGCUCUGAGAGCGGCCUGGCAGACGGCGAUCAUAAGGGAGGCUCGAGGGCGGAUGGCAGCCGACCGGCGGAGGAUGGAGCCGGACAGCUCCAGCCAGCUUCACGUCUGCCACCUGAAGCCUGGCCUGUGCAUGAGACGGGAGCAGCAACUCACGGCGUGGACCCGGGGCCAGAGAGGGAGUCCGCGAAGAACACCGCGGACGCGAGUGCACAGGAGACUCCCGAGGUGAACGCGUCCGAGGCGGCACUGUCCCCUCCGGAGAGUGGAGCCGCCGCCCCGCCCCUGGCGGUCGCCCUGGGGUCUCCAUCGGAGACUCGACGAGGCCGCCGGCGUCCACGGAAGGACGAAGAAUGCCGACGAGAAGGAGAACGAGCCCGCGCGGCAGCGGCAGCGUCUCUCGCUGGGGCAGAGGUUCUACGGGGCUCCCGAACUGCUCCGGUAACCCGUCGUGCGUCAAGGACUCUCGGCUCGCCCGCUGCCGCCCCGAGCGGCGCCGAGGGGCCUCUUUCUCUCGCCUUGGCGCCUCCUCUCUCGGCGCUAAGGCGAGAGAAAGAGGCUCUCCACGGUCGCCGGGGGGCGGCGGAGGGACGUGGAGCCGACGCGUCUUCAGGCGGGAAGAAAAGCGAGCAGAAAGCCGGCGAAGAGCAAGAGAAGAUGGAGAAAGAGAGAAGCUCCGAUCCCAGCGGAGAGAGACCGCAACCAGCGGCCAGCUACGAUGGAGUCAAGCCGGAAGAGCGCGUCACAUAUGUGCAUCUGUAUUUCCCUUACGGGAAUCAGCAGCGCGUGGUGAGCGUGGAGCAGCUUCUGAAAUUCGACUGCUACCGUCUUCCGUACGACCUCCACGCUCACUUUCCUCCGGAAAGCGGGCAAUCCGUUCUGCGGCAGGCGCGGGACUUCCUCUGGGCGGUUCCCCGAGCUCUCCCGCGAGUCCCCAGUCUGACCCGUGCGAAGCGCGAGGGGCUGCUGCGGCUCUCGUCUGGCGAGAAGAACAGGCCGCUCGCCCACGACGGAGGUGGCGGCUCCAGCGCGAAGGCGGCAGGCGCCCAGACCCGAACAGCCUCCGAAACGGCCGCUUCGAAGGCUCCGUCUGCGGCCGUGUCGGAGGGGAUGACUGAGAAGGAGGUCUGGGACGAGCUGACAACGGCGCCCACGCGGGAGUGGAGAGUUUCCCCGCCGUUCUGCGUCAUCUACGCGGCCCUCGAGGACAGCCCUUUCCGCAUGCCUCAGCAUCUGCAGCUCCUGAAGCUCCUUCAGCCUGAACUCGACCUCGACGCGCUUGCUCUGGGCACCUGGCGUCUGCGCUUUCCUCAGUGGACGCCCCCGUCAGCGCUGCCGGGAAGGCUUGAAAGGCCUGCAGGCUUCUCGCACCACCGGCAGGCGUCGUCCCCAUUGUUGCCUUGCCUGCUGCACCAUCCCUCCGAGGGCCCCCCGGCGCCUUGGGCUCUCACGGUGUCGCUGCCGGCCUGGCGUCGCAAGGGCCUGUGGACGCCCUACGGGAUGGAUCUAAGCGCCGCGUCGACUCCUCUUCCGCCCUCGCCACGCGAAGCAGCAUCUGCUGCCGCAUGUGUUCCAGGAAGCGCUAUCUCCCAGAGAGAAAGCUCCGCUUCGCGUGACGAGGCAAGGCUGGACACGCGAAAGAUUCCACGAAGCGAGCCUUUCGUCCAUGGUCCCCUCGCUGAACCUAAAGGCGAGACAAACCGCGCCGCCUCCGCGAGCAACACAGCCUCGCGCACGAGUGGCAAAGGCCUGCUGCCAUCAAGUCAAGCGGCCCUGAGAAGUCUGCCUCCAGGGGACUAUAGUGGGAAGACCAAAGCGUGGAGGCCCGCGAAGGGCAUGACCAGCCACCGGUUGGGCCUCGCCUCUUCGCCUUCUUGGCUCCCGUCCUGUCUGCCACCCGCCGGGACGUCUGCGAGUUAUCCUCUAUCGCUCUCAGCGGCUGGCGAGGGGGACAGAACAGACUCGGCGAGGCUGUUCGAAGCCGAGCUCGGCGAGAUCAUGGCUUCUGGAGUCCUGCCGUGGGCACGCGUCGAGAGCCUAGAGGGCACCGAACUCGACGCGUCUGGCCAGUGGACCUCCUCCGCUCUCUUCCUGUACGAAAAGCUGCUGUUCGCGCGGUGGAGCCAGCGGCGGCGGGUCCUCACUGCAAACGCCGGGAAGGCCACGGCGGCUCUACGCUUCAGCGCACCUUAUUCAAGCGAGAGCGAGGAGAUCGUGGCGCCGAUGCGUCCGCAGUGGAGUGAGUUUUCUCUGCCUUCCGACUUCGAGGAGGAGGAACAACCGGAGCCCGUCGCCGUGCGUUCCGCGGGGCCUUGUGCGGGCGCGGCCGCGCCUCCAGCAGGAACGCGGGGGAACUGCGCAGGAAGCGCCGACGCAUCCCCGAGGACGUCCGAGCGGCCUUUGCGUCACCCGUCGCCGCAGAGCCGCGUCGGGGGCCAGACUGGAGCAGCUGCCCCCGAUAGGCGGCUGCCUCGCUCCACCCCUGGGAGGGUUGCCGCGGGGAAGCCGGACGGCGGUGCCCCCGGUGGGUCGCGUCUUGCAGCGGAGAAUUCGAGAGUCGGUCCAGCUGCGAGAAAGCCCCCGACGCCUGCAGCUGCGACCGCGGAUCAUGGUGAGACUGCGCUCGCUUUUUCGCGGCGACCGCGGCCUGUGCGAGUCACUGCGGGCGUCCCCGCCGCAGACCGCGACCGCGGAGAGCUCCUCGUGAACGGCGCCCACGGGCAGCAGGCAUCGUCGCCGCAGACUGGACGCGUGCGGGUCUUCCGAGACCCUGAGCCGCCACAUCCUAUCUUCUGGGACACAGAGACAGACGAACCGCCCAGCCGGCUGCCGUUGCUUGGCUGCCCGGUGCCUGAUGCGCACCCCGGCCCUUCUCAGAGAAGGGGGCAUCUCGAGGAAGAGGACGAACUCCCCCUGCGGGAUCAGAGCCGCGCAGACCCGACGGCUGGGGCACCCUACGACUUCGGGGAUUCCGGGCGUUUGUCGCGAGCAGAAGACUUGCCCCCUCUUUCGCCAGAAGAAACAGGACUCCCGCGCCCGGCCAGCGUUUCGCCGAUUUCAACAGAAAAGCCUCCGUGUAAGAGACUGCUCAUGGAUUCAAAUGCCCAGGAAGGGGCAGAAGCAGCCGGAGUUGAUGCGCUGUCGAACACAAAAAACGCUCGCCAGCGGAGGGUCGAGCCAGCCGGUGUGUGUGCCGGAGGGCGCAGCCCGCCUAGGGAGCUCGCUGCCUCGCAAAGAGCGCCCAACGAAGAGGGAACGCCUGCUGAGGCACUUACAUCAGAUCAAAGCCUCGAAACGGCGACCACAGGGGCGGAAUCUGCGCUUCACUGUUGA